AUGUUGUGUAACUCUCGAGUCAAUGUGAAAAAUAAAUUUCGAAGAAUCACGAAACAUGUUUCUAAAGGAAAAGACACUCCCCCAACACCACAUAAAAUGUUGCUAUGGCGGUUUUGGAGUCCAUUGAUUUUAACUAGUUACAUUGCAAGCUUCGUACUAGCCGAACAAGUCAAAUUUGAUAUUUAUGGGGACGCCAACAAUAAUCUUGAACAAGACACCAACAAUAACGGCACCACUCUUGCUUCAAAGUACGCAACAAUUGCAGACAAUUCGUUAUUAUGGGGUCCAUAUAGAUCAGCAUUAUACUUUGGUGUUAGACCAAGAAUCCCCAAAUCCUUGCUUUCGGGAUUAAUGUGGUUCCCCAUUACCGAUUAUCAAUCGAUUGGUAAAAUACGUCAUUUUUAUGAACAGUUUGAUCGUAUGGGAAAAGCCAAUUGGAUUUCAUACGAUCCAAGAGUUGGUGGUCGUCAAAUGAUUCAAGAUGAUGAAUCGCAUUUUGAUAUUAUUAUAGAUUUCAUUAAAUCUGAAGAAGGAUUAUCAUGGGCAGUUAAAGUUAAAGCAAUACCUCAUAAGGGUUAUGAAGAUUCGAUUAUUUCGUUUGUUUGGUAUUCGGGAUUAGAAGGUGAGAAGAAUGAUGUUGAUGAAAUUACUGGUCAAAAGGAAAGAAGUGGGUAUUUACGAUUAGAUAAUAGUGCCAAAGAAGGUGGAUAUGAAGGAACGUUAACAUUUGGCGGUAUUUCUGAAGAAUUGGGAGCGUUUAGCUUGGAGAUUAAUGAUGGACCAAAGGGUAAUAAACACCCCAAAGGUAAACUGGGCACUGGCAAAGAAUUAGAUCCAUCGUUAACUCAUCAUCUUAGUCUAACUGUACCCGAUGGAAAUGUCUGGCAAGCUCGUGAUAUAUUUGUGACCAUAUUACAAGAAUCUAUAAAGCAAAUUGCUGAUACAAACAAUGGACAAGUUGGUAACUUGCCUCCAGAGAAUCUCUUUGUUGUUCGAGAUUUGUAUCAAUUUGAGGGUAAUUUACAUUUUGUUCAAAAGGUUUAUCAAGGUGCAUGUGAAUUCGAUGUGAUUUAUACAAAUGCAUUCACUCCUAAACUGAAUCAAUUAAACUUUGGUAAUAUUCAACAUCGAAUUGAUGAAGUUUUACACAAGUUGGAUAAUGAUUUCGCUUCUCAUUUCCAAAUCCAGCCUCCUUUCAAUACCAAACCAUAUUAUGAAUUCGCCAAGGAAAUGUUAUCCGGUUUACUUGGUGGGAUUACUUACAUGUAUGGAGAUCAUUUAGUUGAUAGAGAAACUAUACUCGAUGAAGAUACAUUUGAAUCAUAUCAGCUAAAAGGAUCAUUUGAAGGACCAUUUGAAUUAUUCACCCUAGUUCCAUCACGUCCUUUUUUCCCAAGAGGGUUUUAUUGGGAUGAAGGAUUCCAUUUAUUACCUCUUUUGGAUUAUGAUUCCGAUUUGGUUUUGGAUAUAGUUAAAUCAUGGUUUAAUUUGAUUGAUGAUAAUGGAUGGAUCGCAAGAGAACAAAUAUUGGGGACCGAGGCGAGAUCAAGAGUGCCUAAGGAAUUUCAAGUGCAAAGUCCUCAUAUUGUGAAUCCCCCUACAUUAACUUUAGUCUUGAGUAAAUUACUUGAUUUUGCUUCAUCGGGGAAGAUGAAUAUUGAUUCGUUUGGGGAUAUUGACCAACCGGUGGAUAUAGACUCUGAACAUGGCUUGGAUGGUGUAAUAUUAGGCAAAUUCAUAUUAAACAACCCUGAGGUCUUGGUCAAUUAUACUAAAGACGUUUACCCAAAAUUGAAAUCUCAUUUUGAAAUGUUUCAAAGAACACAACAAGGUUUCAUCCCAAAUGGGGAAGAGGAAGAAGGAAGUGGUUCAAUAAAGAACUCCCGAGUUUAUCGUUGGAGGGGCAGCACAUUGACUCAUUGUUUAGCUAGUGGAAUCGAUGACUAUCCACGUUCAUCACCUCCUGAUAUUGCUGAUUUAAACGUUGAUUUAAUCUCUUGGAUUGGUGUUAUGUCCAGAUCACUUCGUCUAAUGGCGGAAAUUUUGGAAAAAGAUGAUGCUGAAAUAGAACAGUUGAAGCAAUUUGAACAGGAUAUUAUUGACAAUAUCCAAUCGAUUCAUUGGUCAGCUGAAAGUGAAGUGUAUUGCGAUGUGACUUUAAAUGAAGAUGAUGAAUUGGUUCAUGUGUGUCAUAAAGGAUACGUUUCUUUACUUCCAUUUAUAGCUAAGCUCAUCCCUGUUGACGAUGUCACUAAAUUGGAGAAAAUCAUUGAUCUAAUAACCGACCAAAAUGAGCUAUGGUCUCCUUAUGGUAUUCGAUCGUUGUCGAAAUCAGAUAAAUUUUACAAAACUAGUGAAAAUUAUUGGCGAUCACCAAUUUGGAUUCAUAUUAACUACUUGAUUUUACAAAAUAUCCGAGAUUAUUAUCUUGAUUCAUCAAGUUUUAUGUCGGAUGAAUUGAAGAAGAAGUUUAGUGAUGCGUAUCAUGAUUUAAGAAUUAAUUUGGUCAACAAUGUUUAUACCCAAUGGCAGAAGACUGGGUUUGUUUGGGAACAAUAUGAUGAUGAGACUGGUGAUGCAAAAGGGGCCAAAAACUUCCUAGGUUGGACCUCGACCAUAUUGUUGAUUAUGACCAUGCCCGAGAUGAUAUAG
Lodderomyces orthopsilosis Co 90-125 is the source of this 2652-nucleotide messenger RNA. RefSeq names its product Cwh41p (gene CWH41). Bases 1 to 2652 code for a protein of 883 amino acids. Gene Ontology annotation, molecular function: Glc3Man9GlcNAc2 oligosaccharide glucosidase activity. Gene Ontology annotation, cellular component: endoplasmic reticulum membrane. The record is from RefSeq and is a predicted model, not a curated record. Gene Ontology annotation, biological process: oligosaccharide metabolic process; protein N-linked glycosylation. Lineage: Eukaryota; Fungi; Ascomycota; Pichiomycetes; Serinales; Debaryomycetaceae. The transcript has a single exon.